AUCCUCUCCUCUCUGCGCGCCGGCAGCCGGGUCCUGGUGGAGAAGUUCAGUGAUGUGGUGGUGCUGUGUGCUGACGUGGUGGGUUUCUCAGCCCUGGCGGCAGCGGCGGAUACCGCGGACUGCAUCCUCACACUGAACCGCCUCUUCUCCACUUUUGACGCGCUCACGGAUAAGAUGGGCGUGCACAAGGUAAGGCGUGUACUGACGCACAUACAUACACACAUACAUACACGCGGGCUCGCACAGGUGAAGCAGAUGUUGGAUCUCGCCCGGGAGAUGCUUGCGGCUGUAGAUUCGCUGCCGUACCCGGAUACAUUGGGCAAGAUGCAGAUCCGGAUUGGGCUUCAUGUGGGCGCAGUGUACGGCGGGGUGAUUGGUGUCAAAUACCCCCGCUACAGCCUAUUUGGAACUACGCUACGGCUCGCUCAGGGUCUGCAGGUGCGCUGGUUUGUACGUGUGUAUGUAUGA
This is a messenger RNA of Volvox carteri f. nagariensis, 468 nucleotides long. It is a transcript of the gene cyc15, whose product is annotated as guanylyl and adenylyl cyclase family member. The record is from RefSeq and is a predicted model, not a curated record. The transcript has 2 exons. The annotation marks the transcript as partial. Gene Ontology annotation, biological process: cyclic nucleotide biosynthetic process; intracellular signal transduction. NCBI's taxonomy places the organism in Eukaryota, Viridiplantae, Chlorophyta, Chlorophyceae, Chlamydomonadales, Volvocaceae.